This is a messenger RNA of Physella acuta, 768 nucleotides long. RefSeq names its product papilin-like. The record is from RefSeq and is a predicted model, not a curated record. Lineage: Eukaryota; Metazoa; Mollusca; Gastropoda; Physidae.
AAGUUUUGUCUCACUCACUCAAACUUGGCCCAGAAUUAACACUAGCACUGAUCAGAUAAAAAUGUUGUUCCACCUUGCUCUUGUUGUUUUCAUUGGUUUCACUGUGGCGGAGCAAGAAAUAAUGGUUGGUGGAUGUGCUGGAACACAACAUGGUUGUUGUCCAGAUUCUACAACAGCUGCUCUAGGGCCUGACCAGCAAGGCUGUCCUCCUCCACCUGGUGGAUGUGCUGGGACAGCCUAUGGAUGUUGUUCAGAUAAUGUGACACCAGCAACAGGACCUAACCAGGCAGGUUGUCCAAUCCAACUGCUGGGUGGCUGCAGAGGAACACGAUAUGGCUGCUGUCCUGAUGGGAAAACAUCUGCAAGAGGGAAAAAUAAUAAAGGCUGCCCUAACAUUAAAGUUGGUGGAUGUGCUGGUACCAGGUAUGGUUGCUGUCCUGAUGGGAAGACAGCUGCUGGUGAAAAUGGCAAAAAUUGCUUGAUUGGUGGAUGUAAGGGUACCAGGUAUGGUUGCUGUCCUGAUGGGAAGACAGCUGCUGGUGAAAAUGGCAAAAAUUGCUUGAUUGGUGGAUGUGCUGGUACCAGGUAUGGUUGCUGUCCUGAUGGGAAGACAGCUGCUGGUGAAAAUGGCAAAAAUUGCUUGAUUGGUGGAUGUGCUGGUACCAGAUAUGGUUGCUGUCCUGAUGGGAAGACAUCUGCUGCAGGGCCAGGAAAUGCUGGAUGCUAUUAAAUCUUAAUGUUGUUUUAAGAAUAAAAGUCUAAAAUUUA